GCCCUCCCCUCCUUCUGGGAGCCAGAGGGGGGUUAAAAACAGUCAGCCAAGCACCAAGCUCCAGGUGGCUCUGAAGUACUUCACUGCCAAAAGAAGGGAGAAAAAAAAAAAAAAAAUCCUACGCUGGAAAACAAGUGAGAAGGGGGCUCCCCAGAGGGGACUGGUUCAGGCUGGAGACAGCAAACUUGGGAAAGCCCGAGGAGCCAGCUCGCGCUGGUGGCCGGCGCAGCCAGCACACCGCCACUUUGCAGCAAUUCGCCGGAGCUGGAGGCGCGGGGCGGAGGCUGCCUGCGGCCGCGGGGCCACACGGAAGGGACCCGGCAGCCCCCGGCUCCACGCGGAGGCAUCGCGCUCUCCCCUCCUUGCUCCCCUACUCUCCCCCCUCUCUCGGCCCCCUCCCCCUCCCGCUCCCUGGCGUUCCCAGCAGCCGAGGGUUUCAGAUGUCCCACCGCCGUUUGACCCCCUCCCCCCGUUCCUCCACCCCUGCAAAUGAGGUCUGACCAGCAGAGGCAGAGCCCACCUCUGGCUUAGAAUCACUGACAUUUAGACUCCAGGCUUCAACCUGUUUACAAGAGGGCUUUCCAAAGGAAGGGGGGGUGGGGAGGGAGAGAGGACCAAACAAAACACCAACCGCCAUCUCCCCCAAACAAGAAGUGACUUUCUGGAGGCUUCAAAUCAACAGGCACCACCAAAAAGAGAAAGCAAGACGGGGAAGGAAACAUCGGCGACCGGCAGCUUGCCUCCAGUUCUGACAACCGCAGAGGGACGCGCUUUUAGAACUGGCUAGCGGGCUGGGGCUCUGCGGAGAGGGCCCAGAAGGUGCCAAGCCCAGAGAGGCGCAGACAUCUCCCCCCAGCCUCCCACCCCAACCUCUGUGGGUUUUGUUCACCGUGCUGUCAUCUGUUUUUCAGACCUUUUUUUGCAUCUAACAUGGUGAAGAAAGGGGUGAAGAAGAGAACAAAGUAACUCCUAGGGGAGUGAAGACCGCUGGUGACCGUGACCACCACCACCACCACCACCGCCGCCGCCGCCGCCGCCACCAGCUCCUGCCAUUGCGGCCACCCACGUUCACCAUUCACCGGGAGACUCGAGAGGCGCUCGGCGGCGGGCCCGAGAAAGGAGCGAAGAGAGGCAGCCGGCCCUUCCGAGGAGUUAUGGAUGUUGGUGCAUUCACUUCUGGCCAGAUCUGCGCCCCGAGGGAGCUAACCAGCGGCCGCCACCUCCAGCUGUCUCCUUGCCUCGCACCAGGUCUUACCCGUCCAGUAUGUUCCUUCUGAUGAGACAAUCUCCAGUGCCGAGAGUUUCAGUACAAUGUGGAAAUGGAUACUGACACAUUGUGCCUCAGCCUUUCCCCACCUGCCUGGCAGCGGCUGCUGCUUCUUGUUGCUGUUCUUGGUGUCUUCCAUCCCUGUCACCUGCCCAGCCCUUGGUCAGGGCAUGGUGUCACCAGAGGCCACCAACUCCUCUUCCUCCUCCUCCUCGUCCUCGUCCUCCGCGUCCUCGUCCUCCUUCUCCUCUCCUUCUAGUGCGGGGAGGCACGUGCGGAGCUACAAUCACCUCCAAGGAGAUGUCCGCUGGAGAAAGCUCUUCUCUUUUACCAAGUACUUUCUCAAGAUCGAGAAGAACGGGAAGGUCAGCGGUACCAAGAAGGAGAACUGCCCGUACAGUAUCCUAGAGAUAACUUCAGUGGAAAUCGGAGUUGUUGCCGUCAAAGCCAUUAACAGCAACUAUUAUUUAGCCAUGAACAAGAAGGGGAAACUCUAUGGCUCAAAAGAAUUUAACAAUGACUGUAAGCUGAAGGAGAGGAUAGAGGAAAAUGGAUACAAUACGUACGCAUCCUUCAACUGGCAACACAAUGGGAGGCAAAUGUACGUGGCAUUGAAUGGAAAAGGAGCUCCCCGGAGAGGACAGAAAACACGAAGAAAAAACACCUCAGCUCAUUUUCUUCCAAUGGUGGUACACUCAUAGAGGAAGGCAAGGUUUGUGGAUGCAGGAGAACCAAAGGUUCUUUUGCCAGGACUAGUUGGUAUUCUUCAUGAAGACAGUAGCUCAAAAGGCAGAGACAUACUGCAGAUGUCAGAUGUCUGCUUGCUUGAACAAAAGAAGUCUUUGAAGGUUUUGUACUCACUGCUGACAUAUGAUGUUCUUUUAAUUAGUUCUGUGUCAUGCCUUAUAAUCGAGAUAUAGGCAGAGUUACAUGGGAUGGAAGUUAUUCCUAAGCAAACAACAUUGUGGCUGGGUUUUUGGAGAAGUUUUUGUUUCUGUUCUUGUUUUUUAACCUCUGAGCUAGAACUUGAAGGACAUGGAACAAUCUGUUGGAUCGUCGGGAAAGUUAUUUAUGGAAUACGAACUCAUAUCAAAGACUUUCAUUGCUCAUGCAAGCCUAAUGAUUCAAUGAGCAGUAAGACAUGCAAGCAUUUACUGGAAAGCACUUGGGUCACAUCAUAUGCACAACCAAAGGAGCUUUGGGCGUGGCAUCAUGGAAGAGUUGGAUAAGAAUUAAAAAAAUGUAAACAUGUUAGUGUUAAACUGUUCUAACAAAACAAAUAGUACGGUAUGCUUGUGCAUUCUGCCUUCAUCCCUUUCUAUUUCGUUCUAAGUUAUUUAUUUAAUAGGAUGUUAAAUAUCUUUUGGGGUUUUAAAGAGUAUCCUCAGCAGCUGCCCUCUGAUUUACCUUUUCUUUUUCUUCAGCACACCACAUGCAUGUUCAUGACAAAGUGUUUUUAAAACUUGGCAAACACUUCAAGAAUAGGAGAGGAGAUAGGGAAGCAGGGUGAGAGCCCCAUGUGCUAUGAGUUAACUUAAUAUCACUCCUGCAAUAAGAACCAUCCACAAUAAAUAUGACAGUGUUGUGGCAUGGCUUGAUGAGAGAUAUCUGCCAUCGUUUAAAAACAUCGAUCACUCCUAAGGCUUCCUUUCAUAAAAAAAAAAUAGACCAGAAGGCCAAAUUCUUCUCUUUCAAUACACUAAUGGGGCUCUAAGAAUAUACUAAAAGAAGGAAAAUUGUUAAAUAAAUUUUAGUAGCCCAGCCUCAUUAUUUCCCAACGAUUUUUUGCCGUGUGUCACGGUGGUAAGUGAUGAAGAGGCUGUCUGCAUAUAUAAGAACCCUUUAUAAGUCCCACAGAGUGCAUUUCCCCCAAAGGAAUUAUCAAGGAAUUUGAAGUGUAACUCUCCCAGGGGCUUAAACUGAGCAAAUAUAUCCUCGUAUAUGUGUAACCAUAUACUGAAACCUGUUCGAGCUGUAUGAUCUAGUCUUUACAAAACCAAAUAAAACUUAUUUUCUGUCAAUUUAAAGAGCUUUGGAAGAUUCCAUCAUGUAACCAUAUCAAAAUUCAUUUUGUUAGAGCAGGUAUAGAAAACAAUACAUAAGAGUAUACCAGUCAUCAUCACAUUGUAUUCCAGUAAAUAAAUACAUAAGCCUUA
Messenger RNA from Mirounga angustirostris (Northern elephant seal), 3423 nucleotides. RefSeq names its product fibroblast growth factor 10 (gene FGF10). The record is from RefSeq and is a predicted model, not a curated record. NCBI's taxonomy places the organism in Eukaryota, Metazoa, Chordata, Mammalia, Carnivora, Phocidae. The transcript has 3 exons. The coding region runs from base 1312 to 1968 and encodes 218 amino acids. Gene Ontology annotation, cellular component: cytoplasm. Gene Ontology annotation, biological process: limb development; secretion by lung epithelial cell involved in lung growth; positive regulation of gene expression. Gene Ontology annotation, molecular function: chemoattractant activity; type 2 fibroblast growth factor receptor binding; growth factor activity.